Messenger RNA from Rhea pennata, 348 nucleotides. It is a transcript of the gene MOCS2, whose product is annotated as molybdenum cofactor synthesis 2. The coding region runs from base 88 to 348 and encodes 86 amino acids. Gene Ontology annotation, cellular component: cytosol. The transcript has 3 exons. The record is from RefSeq and is a predicted model, not a curated record. Gene Ontology annotation, biological process: Mo-molybdopterin cofactor biosynthetic process. Lineage: Eukaryota; Metazoa; Chordata; Aves; Rheiformes; Rheidae.
GGCGGGCCAGGCCCGGCGCCGCGCGGCCAGGCGCAGGCGCCGCCGCCGCUGCUGCUGGCCCGCUCGCCCGCCCGGGACGGCGGCUCCAUGCGCUGCCAGGUGGCGGUGCUGUAUUUUGCCAGGAGCGCUGAGCUGGCAGGGCUCCGCUCUGAGACCAUUUCUGUACCGCGGCAGAUAACCUCGCUGCAGCUCUGGGAAGAAAUUGUUAAGAUUCAUCCAAGGCUUGCUGUCAUCCGGGAUCAAGUGGUUUUUGCUGUUCAGCAGGAGUACGUGCUUCUUGGAGAUCAGCUCCUGGUCCUGCACCCAGGAGACGAGAUUGCCAUCAUCCCACCAAUUAGUGGAGGCUGA